Caretta caretta (loggerhead turtle) is the source of this 4059-nucleotide messenger RNA. The record is from RefSeq and is a predicted model, not a curated record. Lineage: Eukaryota; Metazoa; Chordata; Testudines; Cheloniidae.
UACCUCCCCAGCUUCCUGGCCACCUACCGCGCCUUCGCCACUCCCGGCUGCGUGCUGGAGCUGCUGCUGCCAUUGGGCCCCGACAGGUGAGCUGCGGGUGUGUGUGCUGGGAUCCCCCCACCCCGACAGGUGAGCCCGGGGAGGCUGCUGGGAUCCCCCACCCUGACAGGUGAGCUGGGGGUGUGUGUGCUGGGAUCCCCCCACCCUGACAGGUGAGCCUGGGACAGCACUGGGAUCCCCCCACCCCAACAGGUGAGCCCAGGGGGUGCUGGGAUCCCCCCACCCCGACAGGUGAGCCCGGGGCGGUGCUGGGAUCCCCCGACCCCGACAGGUGAGCUGGGGGUGUGUGUGCUGGGAUCCCCUGACCCCGACAGGUGAGCCCGGGGUGGCGCUGGGAUCCCCUCACCCUGACAGGUGAUCACUCGGCUCCCCCCACCCCUGACAGGUAAGCCUCGGGGUACGUGUGCUGGGAUUCCCCCAUCCCUGAUGGGAGCACUAGGAUCCCCCCACCCUGACAGGUGAGCCCUGGGGGCUGGUCUCUGGGCAUGCUGGGAGGCGAGAACCCUGUAGUCUGGUCCUCGUGGUGGGGGCCCUCACCCACCCGGGCCAGGGAAGGGGGCUGCUUUGGGUUGGGGGGUCUCACACCAGCUCCUGGGGUUACAGGGAUGCCCCCAGAUCCAGAGGGGAGGGGCCUCCUCUUGUCAGGACUGUCCCCCCCCCUUCCCCCCAGGUCUGUGCUGCAGGUGCUGGAGCUGUGGCUGCGUGAUCACCCCGAGGAUUUCCGGGAGCCCCCCCAGCACCCCAGCCUGCGCCAGCUCCAUGGCUAUCUGCGCCAGGCAGCCCCGGGCUCGGAGGGGUGUGCGCGGGCCGAAGGGCUACUGCAGGGCUUUCAGGAGGAGCCAGGAGAUGAACAGGUGGAGCCUGAGGGCCCCUGUGCAGCCGGCUGGUCUGAUGCCCGGUGCUGUCUCCCCUGCAGGCUGUGAAUCCCCUGGGGCUGGUCCGCUGGCGCUGGGGGGCAAAGGGGGGCCAGAGGGCUGCAGGGAGCCCCCUGAUCUCCUGUCGUUCAGUGUGGAGGAGGUGGCCGAGCAGCUCACGCUAAUGGACAUAGAGCUGUUCAUGCAGGUGCGGCCCUUCCACUGCCUGGGCUGUGUGUGGUCGCAGCGGGACCGCAAGGCCGGCGAGGGGGCUGCGCCCAGCGUCCGCGCCACCGUGGCCCAGUUCAACGCUGUCACCGGCUGCGUCGUCGCCUCGGUGCUGGGUGACGUGCAGCUCCGUGCGCCGCAGAGAGCCUGGCUGCUGGAGAAGUGGGUCACCAUCGCCCAGCACUGCUACUUUCUGCGUAACUUCUCCUCCCUGCGAGCCGUGAUCUCCGCCCUGCAGUCCAGCCCUGUGCACCGGCUCAAGAGGACCUGGGCUGCCGUCAGCCGGGACACCAUGGGCAUCUUCCGGAAGCUCUCGCAGAUCUUCUCCGAUGACAAGAACCACCUGAGCUGCCGGGAAAUCCUGCUGCAGGCGCCCCCCCCGGCCACGGUUCCGUACCUCGGCACCUUCUUGACGGAUCUGGUGAUGCUGGACACGGCGCUGCCGGAUUUCCUGGAGGGUGGGCUCAUCAACUUUGAAAAGAGGAGGAAGGAGGCAGAGAUCCUGCUGCGGAUCCGGCAGCUGCAGGCGUCGUGUGGGGGCUACGCCCUGCGCCCCAACCCCCCCGUGCUGGCCACCUUUCAGCGCCACGCCCGGCUCUCCGAGGAGCAGAGCUACCGGGUCUCCCGGCUCAUCGAGCCCCCGGCCGACUCCUGCCCCAGCUCACCCCGCGUGAAACGCAGCCUCAGCAAACGCUUCAGCUCGCUCCUGCUGGGGUCCGAGGCCCUGCCCCCCCGGCUGCCCUCUGCAAAGGGCAGCAUCUCGCCCUCGGGCACCGGCAGCAGCUGCGAAGCCGAUGAGGGGCCCAGUGCCCCCUGCUCCCCAGAGAUGGGGGGGGCCCUCUGCAAGAGCCUGCUGGAGCUGCCAUUGAGCACCUGCCCCCCCGAGGAGCCGUCCUCCCCCCUCGCCCGCCGCCCCUGCUCGCCCCUCUACAACCAGCAGGGGGCAGACUCGUGCAUCGUGCGGGUCAGCAUGGAGAACGCCCACGGCAACCUCUACAAGAGCAUCCUGCUGACCAGCCAGGACAAGACCCCAGCCGUGGUGCUGCGCGCCCUUCAGAAACACAGCCUGGAAGGGACCCAGCCUGGAGACUUCCAGCUCCUGCAGCUGCUGGGGGGCGGCCGAGAGCUGCUGAUCCCCGACGGGGCCAACGCCUUCUACGCCAUGAAUCCAGCCGCUGACUUCAACUUCGUCCUGCGCCGGAAAGGCCCCCCCAGCCCCCGCCUGCCCCCACCCAGCCCUGCCCACAGAGCCCCCACUCCCCUCCCCCACAGCCCUGCCCUAACCACGGAGCCCCCACUCCCCUCCCCCCUAGAGCCCCUUUUACCCCCUGCACCCCGCAGCCAGGCCACCCCCCCACGCUCCCUGCUCUCCUCACUCCCUGCCCCCAGCCCCCCCCAUCCUAGCACCUCCCCCCGGCAGCCUCCCCCCUGAUCUCCACCCCCAGAGCCCCCUGCUUCGUUCCCCAGCUCCCCCGCCCCCUGACUGGCUGCACAUCCCGCUCCUCCCUGCGCCCCCUGUUGGCCCCUCCCCAGGCUGCUGUGCACUGGGCCCCCCAUUGUCUUGACCCAUAGGGGUCACCAAGACUCUGGGGAUCUAUACUAUCCCCCCCCAUGCCAGCAGGGAAAGGGUGACAGGGAAACAACCCUCAGCUGGGCUCUCCCAACUCCCCCCCCCGUCAAUCCCUGGGUAUGGGCACCUCCCAGCCUGCCCCCCCGUCCCGCCCAGCAGCCAGGAGUGCCAAGCAUGCCGUGGGGCACCGGAGACGCGAGGAUCGGCUGUGCUGAGGGCCGGGCUUCCCCCGUGUCCCGAAGUCCCCGGGCGAUGCUCUGGAACUGCUCCCUCUGAAGCCAGGCAGGACUCUGGGGAAGUCUCCUCUCUGGGAGCAGCCUGUCUGCAGGACACACAGCUCACCCGGCUUCCACCGUCCUGGGUCUGACCCUGGAGCAUUCAGCCUCCUCUGCCCCUCCGUGCGCUUCCCACAGCGAGUCCGCCCAGGCGGGGUCCUGGGGGAGCCAGAGGGUCCUGCCCCCCAGCUCCGCAGUCAGACGUGACUCUCAGCCAGCCAGUAAAACAGAGGUUUAUUAGACGACAGGAACAUGGUCUAACACAGAGUUUGCAGGUGCAGAGAACAGGACCCCUCAGCUGGGUCCACUUUGGGGGGGCAGUGAGCCAGACAACCACGUCUGCCCUUCACUCCAUGUCCCAGCCAGCCCCAAACUAAAACUCCCUCCAGCCCCUCCUCCUCUGGGCUUUGUCCCUUUCCCGGGCCAGGAGGUCACCGGAUCCCUUUGUUCUCCAACCCUUUAGCUCUCACCUUGCAGGGGGGAAGGGCCCAGGCCAUCAGUGGCCAGGAAACAGGGUGUUGUUGGCCAUUGUCUGUGUCCAGACCCCUAGAGACACCUGCCCUCUAGGGCUCUGCAAUGAUCAUACACCCUUAUCCCACCCCCUAGAUACUUAAGAACUGCAUCGGGGAAACUGAGGCACCCCCACACUAUUCAGAGGAACCAUUAAGAACAGUCCCACUUCAUCACACCCCAGCUGCCCUGCUCCUGGGAAGAGGGGUUUGGGGGGCAGGCGAUCCACGGGGACCUGGAUGGGGCCAGCGCUCCUGGGAGAGGUCCCCGCCAAGGGGUGGGAUCUGUGCUGGGGCUUCCCCUCUCUCGCUGCUCCCUAGCAAUCAGCCGAGGGGGGGCUCUGAAUCCUGGAUGUUCCGGCCCCUGCGGGCCCUUCUUCCAAUAAAUCCCUCUGAGUAGAGCAAACCAUGGUCUGAUGGUCUGUUCUGCCCCACACCCUGGGGGUAUCUGGGGCAAGCUGGUGUUAGUAGGGGGUGGAGAUGGGGGGCAAGCGAUUUUCCCAGCAGCCCCAGAAGAUUGAAAUUCCCUCCCCCCCCCAUUGCCCCUUCAUUUUUUGCAGCUG